AUGAAAGAAGGCGUCUGUAUAUGUGCACAGCACCAAAGACACUUGUUCGCCAAUGAAACCACGAAGACAGUUGUCGGUUACGAAGAGAUACAUGGGAGACUGCCAAUCGCAUUGCGAUGGGAUAUUGAAUAUGUGUCAUCCCGACAGAGCUGGACAUGUACCCCAUUUGAGACCCAUAAGACCGUAUCCUAUCCUCUCACAAUUGCUGGCGCACCUGUUGUCUUGCCAGUCGAGCAUCGUUGGCCCCCGACUGGGGGUGUGAAUCCACCACCAGAUCCUAGAUCGAGGAGACCGAUCGAUUGUCGAGCUUCUUUGGAUUUCGAUACUAUUGGAGAUUUACAGGAAGUCUUUGAAGGCAGCGUCGGCUUCUACCUCUUAAUCAAUGGCCUGCUCCAGGUCAUUGUGCCCUCGGGCUUCGACACGGCGUGGGCAUCUUCUCAUCUACCCCACACAUUUGGGGGGCUAAGAGUAUCGUAUAUUGAGCAAAGUCUUGAACCUACCAUGUUGCCUACUGAAACAGCUACCACAAAGGUGAGGUCAUCGCUGGGGUUACGAAGCAUGAGCUUGUCUAAUCGUUACCUGUUGUCGAACUCUGCGCCAUCACUAUCCACGAACAGCCUCGAGCUCAAUGAUUUUAUUGAAGCUCGAGGCAAAUCGAUUCAGAAAGAGCGGUAUACUGGCAGAAUUGGGCUGAGCGUAGCAAGAGACAAUGCUCAAUACUUGACCAUGUCUUCUCACGUGAUUGCAGAGGCUAUAUUGGCGAAGUCAUUGUUCGGCAGAGGUCGUUCGCAUCCUGAGCGUCUACAGGAUGACUGGAAUCUGCAUGCAGAUAUUUGGGCUGGCAACACGAAAAUCGGUAUCAUUGAGAAGACAUACGAUACCGAAGCUGGCAUUUACCCAAAUGGUUUCGCUCAUGAUGUCACGCUUAUUAAGCCCAUCAGUACAGCCUCGAUCCAAAGCGCGAAAUCUCCUGUUGCCGGUCUUGGCUGGCUUACUUCGGACGCGUGGUCAGCUCUUCGACAGCAGACAUCGACAGUGAGAAUACUGUCAUCAACAGAGACACACCGCGAAGCGAAGACACUAAAGUGCAAUCUGUGCUCUGAAGUGCUUGUUGUUGGCGAGGGGAUAUUCUUGAAUCAAACGACGGUAGCUGGACCAAACCCAGCAAAAGAACAUGACAAAUCGACAUGGACCAAGCUGGUUUCACGCGCUGUACUGUAUCGAGUAAACCCAGACUUUGACCCACCAAACGGGUACAGUGGUGUAGCGUUGUAUGCUAAUGGCCUGAGAGAAGAUGGAACUGAAGGUCCAGGGGUUGUAGGAUUCCAGAGCUUUGUACAGAGAAGCGGCCAAGUGCAGAAUUAUGCUAUGGAAGGUUCAGCUUUGGAACAAAGGCUCAGCAAAGGAAGGAUCGCGUUCUAUGGAGCAUUCAUGGUGCCCGAAGAGCUUCGGAAACACUAUACCAUCCUAUAG
This is a messenger RNA of Boeremia exigua, 1473 nucleotides long. RefSeq lists its product as uncharacterized. The transcript is spliced from 2 exons. The record is from RefSeq and is a predicted model, not a curated record. The coding region runs from base 1 to 1473 and encodes 490 amino acids. NCBI's taxonomy places the organism in Eukaryota, Fungi, Ascomycota, Dothideomycetes, Pleosporales, Didymellaceae.